AUGAGUGUCAGCGCUCCGAGAGGCCUGGCCAGCUCGGGGCAGAAGCUCAUCACGGAGAUCCUCCACCCGCUGUCCGCCGCGGAGGAGCCGGACGUCAGCAGCAGCCAUGUGAACGUGACAUCACCAUGGCAUUUUGUGUUUUUCCAGCAAGAACCGGGGCUGAGCAAUGGCACACCGGUUGAGAUGUCGAAUCCUGCCCCUGUGUCACAGCUGCUCAACAGGCUGCAGCUGGAUGGCGACCUGGAAGCAGACCCUCAAGACCCCAUAGAAACCCGCGACCUUUUUGUCACUGUUGACGAUCCAAAGAAGCACGUGUCCACCAUGGAGACCUAUAUUACCUACAGAGUCUCCACCAAGACAACACGAAUAGAGUUUAACUUGCCGGAUUACUGUGUUCGUCGGCGCUACCAGGACUUCGACUGGUUGAGGACGAAGCUGGAAGACAGCCAACCCACCCACAUCAUCCCUCCACUGCCUGAGAAGUUUGUGAUGAAGGGCGUGGUGGAUCGUUUUUCAGAAGACUUCGUGGAGACGAGGAUGAAGGCUCUGGACAAGUUCCUGAAGCGGGUUGCGGACCACCCUGUCCUAUCCUUUAACCCACAUUUCCAUGAUUUCCUGACUGCCAAGGACCUGAACAAGCGUCAUGGUCUGGCCCUGCUGACCAAAGUGGGCGAAUCUGUGAGGCACGUAGCCGGGGGCUACAAGCUGCGGCCGCGGCCAGCUGAGUUCUGUGCCAUGGGAGAGUACUUGGAGACUUUCAGCCAAAAAUUGGGAACCCUCGAUCGCAUCGCUCAGAGGAUCCUCAAAGAGCAGUCAGAGUACCUAACAGAGCUCCGGGAGUACGGAGCCGUUUACUCCAGCUGGGCGGGGUCAGAGGAGCAGCUGCAGCGCCCCCUGGAGGGCGUGGCUGGCAGCAUCACGACAUGCUGUGGCGCUAUGGAGGACAUAAGUGAGAACAUGAGCCAGGACUUCCUGCCUAUUCUUAGAGAAUAUGUUCUUUACAUCGAGUCCAUGAAGAACGUUUUGAGGAAGCGAGAUCAGAGUCAAGCAGAGUUUGAGGGCCGGCUUGAAGCAGCCGUAUUGCACAAACAAGAAGAUCAAACCCCCAUUCCAGUAGAAGUAGAGAGAUGCCAGGACAAACUGGAGUGUUUCAACGCUGACCUCAAGGCAGACUGGGAGCGCUGGCAGAGGAACAAGAGACAAGACUUCAAACAGCUGCUCACUAGCAUGGCUGACAAAAAUAUCAACUAUUAUGAAAAGUGCCAGGCAGCUUGGGAGUCUCUCAUAACGGUCCUCCAGGACAAACAGACUGAGGACAAAGGGAGUGAGACGAACUGAAACACGUUGCUUGCAUUUCAGCCCAUCCGCUCACCGUCUCGGUACGACACUUUCACGCCAAGGAAAAAGACCAAGCAGGCGGCAGGUUUUAACUGCUGGACUCUCUCCUGCUCUCCUGCGAGGUGCUCGUACGGAGAGGAGUCGUCGCUCGUGCAGAUUUCGCUGCAGGAGGUAACAAGUGGUGUGUUUAAAGACAGCUGGGAAAGAAAAGAAUCUUAUGUACAGAUCUUUGUUUUUGUUCUUUUUUUUUUUCUAUGAAAUUUUUCUACUUCAAAUUUCCAAUUAACAAGUUUUGUUAAUUUGACCACAGUCUUGGAGAGAAGCACUUUGAGUCUUCUCUGUUUUCACACCGAGUUCAAUGAUUCGCUGCAGAAAUCUGCCUUUUUUUUUUUUUUUUUUAAACGUCUAUAGAAGUGGAUCAGCAUUUUACAAACGGUUGAAAAACUUUCAAGAAUUAUUAAAAAAACCGGCAAGGAGACGAGUUAAUUGUUAAAAGCAGAGUUCAAAUAUGGAGUUAAGUGUUAGUUUGUU
This is a messenger RNA of Nematolebias whitei (Rio pearlfish), 1869 nucleotides long. It is a transcript of the gene snx30, whose product is annotated as sorting nexin family member 30. Lineage: Eukaryota; Metazoa; Chordata; Actinopteri; Cyprinodontiformes; Rivulidae. The transcript is spliced from 9 exons. Bases 1 to 1338 code for a protein of 445 amino acids. Gene Ontology annotation, molecular function: phosphatidylinositol binding. The record is from RefSeq and is a predicted model, not a curated record.